AUGCAAAGCCUGAUCGGCUUAAUUGAAAUAGGUUCGCCCGGACAAACUAUCGAUGUCCAGUUCGAUACCACAUUCAAUGGAACCCUAAUUCAAUCUACUUAUGAGGGAGCAGUGAUAAGCGGCAGUCCCGUGUACAACAGCAGUGACUCUACAUCGGUAAAUGAAAUUAUAUCGGAGAACUAUGGUGUGCCUCUCUUUCUGUACACAUUCGCGGAUAGUGCUGAGGCUACGGCGAUUGCUGGUAGCGAGACAUUCAAUAUUGGGGGUGUACUCUAUUCUGACAUUGCAUUCGGUCAACUCUGGGAAUAUGAUCUGAAGAAAAGCGGGAGAAUUAUGCCGUUUGGCGGAGCAAGUGGAGUUAUUGGACUUAACCCAUACCCGUGGCAACCUCCUGAUUCACCGAAUUUUAUGUAUGCGAUUCGGAAUCAGCUGACAGAAUGGAAAUGUUCCUUUGACUUAUACCGUGCUUGGAAGAACGGCACAUUGACCUUUGGAGCCCUCGAAAACCCAAAUAAUCGUGCUGAUAUUGCGUGGGCGGAAAGGAACGCCAAUCAACCUACAUGGAGUAUCAAUAUUACAGCCAUAUCAGCCGGUAGUAGAAAAAAUCCUCCAAUUGCGACCUGGUCAGCAACUAUCUCCACGGAAGAACAGUCCCUUGUUUGGCCGCAAAAGCUCCUGGACUGGUACUUCACAGGUGUUGGUGCUACAUGGUCGGCUGCGAAAAACACGUAUCGCUAUCCAUGCAAUGCAACAUUACCGGAUUUCACCUUUGGCUUUGGGAAUGGGACGUUUACGAUUCCUGGUGCUUAUCUACCGUACCAGCGUGAUCAGACAGGUACUACAUGUGUUACGAUAAUCACAGGAGACAACUCUACGGACUCAGAUUAUGAAUAUAGUUUCGGUUCCUGGUGGUCUCAACUCGGAGUAUUAAUCCUUGACUAUGAACAUAGUCAGGUAGGUUUCAUGAAUAAGUCCACACCACUACCGGCCUUCGGUAUCUCUUCUCUGGAAAGUGUUGUGAUGGGCUAA
This is a messenger RNA of Talaromyces stipitatus ATCC 10500, 1029 nucleotides long. RefSeq names its product endothiapepsin precursor, putative. Gene Ontology annotation, biological process: proteolysis. The transcript has 2 exons. NCBI's taxonomy places the organism in Eukaryota, Fungi, Ascomycota, Eurotiomycetes, Eurotiales, Trichocomaceae. The record is from RefSeq and is a predicted model, not a curated record. Gene Ontology annotation, molecular function: aspartic-type endopeptidase activity. The coding region runs from base 1 to 1029 and encodes 342 amino acids.